AAAAAUUCUUUGAGCGUAUAAAUUUGCGGGUUACGGUCGAUAGCAUACAACCGAAGUUCUGGCCGCAAACAAUUGAUAUCAUGGGAGAACAGCCGAUAUGGACCACGCGAGCUCAGGUAUUCGAAAUCGAUCGAACGACAAAAACAAGCUGGAUUCCAUGCACAAAACAGACCGUUUCGAUAUCGUUUUAUCACGACCCGAAUCGCCAAACCUACAGGAUUAUAUCUGUGGAGGGCUCGAAGGCGAUUUUGAACAGUACAAUUACCUCGAAUAUGGUAUUCACAAAAACUGCACAAAAAUUUGGUCAGUGGUCAGAUCCUAAAGCUGGAACUAUAUAUGGCGUAGGAUUUCCUAAUGAAGAUGACCUUAAUAAGUUUGCAGAAACAUUCAAGGAAGCAAAUGGUGCAGUAAAAUCUUUGGACAAUAAGUCAGAUAAUUCGAAUAAUUCACCACAGACAACCACAGUUCAUAAUGGCACUGCACCCAAGCCAAUCAAUAGAUCAUCCUCAAUGAACAGUAAUGGCUCUACAGGGUCUGGAAAUCAGGAGGAAGUAUCUUCAACCACCAAUGGCUCCAAAGCAUUGUCAAGUUCUAUGGAUGCUCAAUUAAAAUAUGAAAAUGACAAAUUGAAACUAGCAUUGGCUCAAAGCUCGGCCAACGCCAAGAAAUGGGAAACAGAAUUACAAAAUUUACGGAACAACAACGCUCGACUCACGACAGCCUUGCAGGAAAGCACGUCGAACGUUGAAGAGUGGAAAAAACAACUUCUCUUGUAUAAAGACGAAAAUUCACAUCUCAGAACAAGGGUUCAAGAACUUGAAUUUCUUCAGAGGGAAAGUGGAAAGUCAGUUGGUAAUGUUACCCAGUUAGAAUCAGAAAAAAUGUCCUUGCAACAUAAAAUAGGCAUUUUGGAAAAGUCGCUGGAACAACAGUCACAGGAAAUUGCUGGGAUGACUUUACAAUUGAGUGAAUUGCAGACCUUAAAAUUAACCAACAAUGAGUUAGCAGAUCGAGUGCGGGAACUGAAAGCGGAAAACGAGCGGCUUAGAACGGCCUCGCAAGAAUUUACAACAAAGCAACGGACGAUGGCCGAACAGGAAGGAAAACUGGCCGAACUUCGAGAACUAUUUACAAAACUGAACACUCGUUUCACUGAGAUAAACAACAUACGGGAAUUGAUGCAAAAGAACUUAGAGGUUUAGAAUCGAAGUGUGUUAUGUAACUUGCUUUGCCUUUGUUGAAAUGAGGUUGAGCUGAAAGACAUGGUGAUCAAAAAGCACAAUCAUUUUUUCAUUCGCGAAUAAGGAGACGAUUAUAUUUUCGCAUGAAGUAUUGACGCCAUCUGUAGUGUUUGCGAUAUACUGGUCACAAUCACUAUUAAUCCGUCCUUUUUUCAUUGCUUUCAAAUGCUUGUUUAAAAUAUCUCAUGUCAUCUUGCCAUGAUGUUUUUGCCUGAGUCACACUUGUUUGGAACAUUUAUGAACAGGAAACUUUAUUCGCAUCAUUAACAAUAUGGAAUGAAUGUUUUCAUCUACAAUGAGAUCUACUUUGGAAUUUUCAUCUACAUUUUUCAUCGGAAUUAGAAAACUUCAAAAACGUGGGAACAUUUUAGCUAAGUGAAUAUAGAAUUUAAAAAACCCUCCAAUACAAUUACAAAUUCAUAAAAAAUUAACCUCCAAUUUACAAAUUCCUAUAACAACCUGCAGCUUCAAUUGCAAUUUGACAUACUUUUUAUUCACGUUAAACUUUCCAGUGCGAUGAAUUCUAUUAUGUUUUUACGGAAAUAAAUAUUGCUGCAACUUGGCAUCUCAUUUGACCAGAAAUGUAUCAACUUUUAGUCCAUCAUCGUUUGGUUUAAUUAAUAUGCUACACAAGAUAUAUAAUCUCAGUUGUAUAUA
This is a messenger RNA of Dendronephthya gigantea, 1898 nucleotides long. RefSeq names its product homer protein homolog 2-like. Bases 81 to 1202 code for a protein of 373 amino acids. Lineage: Eukaryota; Metazoa; Cnidaria; Anthozoa; Malacalcyonacea; Nephtheidae. The record is from RefSeq and is a predicted model, not a curated record. The transcript has 9 exons. Gene Ontology annotation, cellular component: cytoplasm; plasma membrane. Gene Ontology annotation, molecular function: G protein-coupled glutamate receptor binding. Gene Ontology annotation, biological process: G protein-coupled glutamate receptor signaling pathway; regulation of store-operated calcium entry.